Molecule: messenger RNA, 204 nt
Organism: Hydatigera taeniaeformis
Lineage: Eukaryota; Metazoa; Platyhelminthes; Cestoda; Cyclophyllidea; Taeniidae
Source: the annotation of a GenBank genome assembly
AUGUCAGGCCUCAUCACCUGCUCGCCAUGGGGUCUGCGAGAUCAGGAGGUCGGAGGUAGGGGUGAUCUCGAUCCCCUUUGGCUAACUCGACUACUUGAGCGUCAGGAGCCCUACGACACGGAGGUGGCGAUUCCCAUUGAAUCGACCGAUGUUGGUAGACAUUUGAAGAGAAAUUAUGCCAGACCUGCAAUUCGCAUGGGGUGA